Durusdinium trenchii is the source of this 453-nucleotide messenger RNA. NCBI's taxonomy places the organism in Eukaryota, Dinophyceae, Suessiales, Symbiodiniaceae. The record is from the annotation of a GenBank genome assembly.
AUGAACUUCGUCCGUGCGGAGACCAUCGUGCAGGAGAUCACGGAUGAUGGAAAAGUGCGGGAUAUCAUUACGCAAGUGAAGAAGUCUGAGGCGGAGCAAGAAGCUGAGCGACGGGAACAAGUUCUUCGGAGUCUGCCAGAGUUCAAGCGCGAUGGCCAAUCAGCUGCCGAACAGAAGGCAGUUGAACAGGCUAACGAGCAGCAGGAGAAGGAUGAGGCAGCCAAGGAGUACAAUGUCCACACCAUCGACGAGGCGGAGUUUGAGCACUAUCAGCAGAUAGAAGAUGCUGAGCGUGAGAAGAAGCGAAAGUUGAAAUCGCAGGAGAUGCGGCUGCUCUUCGACGAGGAGGCCGUGGCCAUGUUCGCGGACGAGCGCAAGCGGCUCAAGGAGGUGCGGAACGACCCGUCCGGAACGAGCUCGGUGGGACCGUCGUUUUCGGCCAAAGAGAGGUGA